This is a messenger RNA of Leptosia nina, 774 nucleotides long. The record is from the annotation of a GenBank genome assembly. NCBI's taxonomy places the organism in Eukaryota, Metazoa, Arthropoda, Insecta, Lepidoptera, Pieridae.
AUGCUUACGAAGCUCGAAGAUCCCGUUCAUCCUUUAUUAGGUCCAACGCUUAAGGGUUUACGGGCUUGGGGAAUGUGGCAACCGAAAAAGGGAAUAAGACGAGCUCUGUACAAUAUUGUUCACGUCUUAGCUGUUCUCUUCGUAAUCACACAGUACAUCGAGCUUUGGUUCAUUCGAUCUAAAUUGGAUUUGGCUCUCCGAAACCUCUCUGUCUCCAUGCUUAGCACCGUUUGCGUCGUGAAAGCUGGCACCUUCAUCUACCGGCAGCGAGACUGGUGCAGCAUCAUCAAUUUCGUUUCCUCGAUCGAGUUUAAACAAUCGAAAGAUACCAAACAUAUCCGCGAUGCGUAUAAAAAAUAUUCGAGAAACGUGACGUACUUCUACUGGUCUUUAGUAACGGCCACUGUUUUUACGGUUAUUUUAGCACCGUUGAUGAGUUUUUUAUCAUCCAGUGGGUAUAGGGAGAGGAUUCGGAAUGGCGCUGCGCCGUAUCCGGAAAUUAUGAGCUCAUGGGCGCCGUUCGAUAAGUCUAAAGAUUUCGGGUACAAAGUGAUGCUUUUGGAGCACACGUUAAUUUGUUUCUACGGUGGUGGUAUCGUGGCGACUUACGACUCUAACGCCGUGGUGCUAAUGACGUUUUUCUCAGGGCAACUUGAGCUUUUGAAAUUCAAAUGCAGUAGAUUAUUUGGCGAUGGCAGUAGAGAUAUAUCUGAGGAAGAAGCGAUUGUAAAGAUACGAGAAUGCCACGAUCAUCAUAUUGAUUUAGUCAAGUAG